AUCCCGCACGCGGGUUGCGUGCGGUGUCCGAUCCGCAUGGAUUAAUUUUUCCUAUGUAUGCCCGAAGCCCACGCCUGCAUCUUCCCCCUCCCGGUUUCGCCCGAAAUCAUCGACUUCAUGAUCGAAACUCUGCGAUACACUUGCCAUCAUAGCUAGCUGGGAAGGCAGCGCCGGGAUCGUGGCUUACAGAAACUAGUGGAACUCCCAUCUUUCUCAUCUGUCCGCUCCGGUCUGCUCCUACAAGAAACCAUUGAGAAAGCAGGAAAAAAGGGUUUGUGCUGCCCGCCCUCAUUUUUGCUACAAUCAGAAUCUUCAAAUGAAUAUGCUACAAUUGGGCUUGGCGGUCGUCUUGGCGUCUGGCCUCGCAUCCAUCAUUGUCUUCAUCACCGGCGUCUCCAACUUUUAUGGAGGCUCGAGAGUUUCGUAUGAGGAGCUGAGCGCCAUCAUAUCGCUGCGCAGCGGCGUUAGAAAAUGUGUGAACUCAAAUGGACUAGGUUUGCAGGCUGUCGGCGGUGGCGAUGUUUGUCAAAUUUCAAUCAAGUUCCCGAGCGACACAAUUUCAAAGUGGAAAGAUCCCAAGACUGGAGAACUUGAAGGUUUAUCGUUUGACUUCAAUCUCUGUGAAGCAGUAUCUACGUGGGAGCAAGUCCGCAACAGCACUACCAUACUUACGAAGGAGUACAUUGACGCUCUACCAAAUGGGUGGGAGGAGUAUGCCUGGCAGAGAAUCAAUAAAGGGGCACUUCUCAACCGUUGUGAGAACAAGACAUUGUGCAUGGAAAAACUUUCACUGGUAGUCCCUGUAAAACCACCACUCUUGCCACGACAGUUCGUUCGUUGUGCAGUUGUUGGUAAUUCCGGAGAUCUUCUGAAAACAAAAUUUGGAGAUGAGAUCGACAGUUAUGAUGCUGUUAUUCGAGAAAAUGGCGCUCCAAUCCAGAAUUACACGAAAUUUGUUGGUAGGAAAAGUACAUUUCGGCUGCUCAAUAGAGGAUCGGCAAAGGCACUUGAUAAAGUUGUAGAGUUAGAUGAGCAAAAGAAGGAAGUUCUUAUUAUCAAGACUACAAUCCAUGAUAUUAUGAGCAAAAUGAUAAAGGAAAUUCCAAUUCAUAAUCCUGUAUAUCUUAUGUUGGGCACCUCUUUUGGUUCUGCUGCCAAAGGAACUGGGCUGAAAGCCCUCGAAUUUGCUCUUUCUAUAUGUGAUUCUGUUGAUAUGUAUGGCUUCACUGUGGAUCCUGGCUACAAAGAAUGGACAAGAUAUUUUUCAGAGUCCAGACAAGGACAUACUCCAUUGUAUGGAAGAGCAUACUACCAGCUAAUGGAAUGCCUAGGACUUGUCAGGAUCCACUCUCCAAUGAGGGCAGAUUUUAACAGGGUGGUUGAUUGGCUUCCAAGUCCAGGCACAAUUGCUGCUGCUAGAAUUGCAUCAGAGAAACUUUUGAAGCGAGUAGGAGCUGGUGCGGGAGAGCCAUGGGGCCCAUGCUCCAUCAUCAAAAAGAGAGACAGGGGGAAGAAGACAGCAGACUUGUCUGAGUUUCGUGAUGCUGUUUUGAAGCACCAACAAUACGUGAGAGGCGCAGCCAUGUAUCCUCUGGAGCGAAGUCCUGGCCAUGGUAUGCUCUGCAUCAUCCCUGAUGCUUAAAAUCAGUCCUCAUUUUCCCCAGGCGUGCAAUUCCUUCUACAGAUUUCUACUGAUAUUAUUUACAAAUCUGCCAUUACCAUCCAAUUUUUUAUACUUUUUUGAGGCUCAUCUGUUUAAUGUAA
Phalaenopsis equestris is the source of this 1764-nucleotide messenger RNA. Its product is annotated as sialyltransferase-like protein 2. Lineage: Eukaryota; Viridiplantae; Streptophyta; Magnoliopsida; Asparagales; Orchidaceae. The transcript has 13 exons. Bases 317 to 1642 code for a protein of 441 amino acids. The record is from RefSeq and is a predicted model, not a curated record. Gene Ontology annotation, molecular function: sialyltransferase activity.